AUCAAAUUGAGACAUGACGGUAACACUGCAUAGGUGUAUAUCGUGUACAUUAUUUCUGUCAUUAUGUUUCGUUCGGUUGCAGGUGAGUGUAGUGGCAUUUGGCACCAAUGCCAAUAAACCUCCGGGCAAUACAGAGGCCAGCACCUGCUUCAACAGACAGCUGGCGUCUGCGUCGCCUAGCAACAUUAAGUAUCUCGACUCGUACAUCGAUGGACUGAACGCAUACGGUUCCACUUUUUACCGAAAAGCCUUGCGAGCAGCGUUUGGUCUUCUGAAGAAAACACCAACGACGUCUCAGCGUGACAAGGUUAUCUUGUUCUUGACUGAUGGCAUUCCUUCCGAUAGUCCAGUGGAAAUAAUGGAAUCCAUCAAAGGACUAAACAAGGAACUCAACAACACUGUAAUGAUUGUCACGUACGGGUUAGGAGAGGCAG
Priapulus caudatus is the source of this 434-nucleotide messenger RNA. RefSeq names its product VWFA and cache domain-containing protein 1-like. NCBI's taxonomy places the organism in Eukaryota, Metazoa, Priapulida, Priapulimorpha, Priapulimorphida, Priapulidae. Gene Ontology annotation, cellular component: voltage-gated calcium channel complex. The record is from RefSeq and is a predicted model, not a curated record. Gene Ontology annotation, molecular function: voltage-gated calcium channel activity.